This is a messenger RNA of Miscanthus lutarioriparius, 291 nucleotides long. The record is from the annotation of a GenBank genome assembly. Lineage: Eukaryota; Viridiplantae; Streptophyta; Magnoliopsida; Poales; Poaceae.
AUGAGGACCGAGCGCGCUGCACUUUGCAUUGUCCUGGUGAUUAUGUCUUCAACACUCUCAUCCUGCUUUCCUUUUCCGGUAUGUCAUUUCCAUUUACCUGGAUGCACUGAAGCGCUUUGCCAAACAAAAUGCUCGGAGUAUGCCAGUAAGGUUAACAAAGUGGCAAAGUGCUCCAAAUGUGAUAGGCCAGAUAUUUGCCACUGUGAGUGUUCUGCCAAGCAGCAUCUGCCGCAUACGACCGAAGUCAUGGGAUUAGCUGAUGCCGAGGACGAUAAUGGAACUUUUGUUUGA